AUGGGGCAUGGCGAGGAGCCGCUCUCCCAGCAUGCCACGGGGCACGGCGAAGAGCCGCUCUCCCAGCAUGCCACGGGGCACGGCGAAGAGCCGCUCUCCCAGCAUGCCACGGGGCACGGCGAAGAGCCGUUCUCCCAGCAUGCCACGGGGCACGGCGAGGAGCCGCUCUCCCAGCAUGCCACGGGGCACGAACCGCUCUCCCAGCAUGCCACGGGGCACGGCGAGGAGCCGCUCUCCCAGCAUGCCGCGGGGCACGGCGAGGAGCCGCUCUCCCAGCAUGCCGCGGGGCACGGCGAGGAGCCGCUCUCCCAGCAUGCCGCGGGGCAAGGCGAGGAGCCGCUCUCCCAGGAUGCCGCGGGGCACGGCGAGGAGCCGCUCUCCCAGCAUGCCACGGGGCACGGCGAAGAGCCGCUCUCCCAGCAUGCCGCGGGGCAAGGCGAAGAGCCGCUCUCCCAGCAUGCCGCGGGGCAAGGCGAGGAGCCGCUCUCCCAGGAUGCCGCGGGGCACGGCGAGGAGCCGCUCUCCCAGCAUGCCGCGGGGCACGGCGAGGAGCCGCUCUCCCAGCCAUGCCACGGGGCACGGUGA
This is a messenger RNA of Chelonia mydas (Green sea turtle), 585 nucleotides long. RefSeq names its product spore wall protein 2-like. The record is from RefSeq and is a predicted model, not a curated record. NCBI's taxonomy places the organism in Eukaryota, Metazoa, Chordata, Testudines, Cheloniidae. The transcript is spliced from 3 exons. Bases 1 to 585 code for a protein of 194 amino acids.